AUGAACUCUCCUUCGGGGACAGAAGCCCCACCAGACCCGGCCCAGGAAUCCAACGGCAUAGCCACCCCAGCCUCCCGCAGCAGGUGGGACAGCUCCUGGAGCAGCACCUCCAGCCUAGACCACCCUCCGCCGGUCAGCCCCACGGCAGCCAGGGCUCAGGCUGCUGCCUGGGUCCCCUUUCCCACGGUCGAUGUUCCAGACUAUGCCCACUACACCCUGGGCACGGUGAUCCUGCUGGUGGGGCUCACAGGGAUGCUGGGAAAUCUGACGGUCAUCUAUACCUUCUGCAGGUAUUUACUUCAUGGAGUCAAUGUGAUGAUUAAGAGCAGAGGUCUCAGGACACCUGCCAACAUGUUCAUCAUCAACCUCGCAGUCAGCGACUUCCUCAUGUCCUUCACCCAGGCCCCCGUCUUCUUCGCCAGCAGCGUCUACAAGCAGUGGCUCUUUGGAGAGGCAGGCUGUGAAUUCUAUGCCUUCUGUGGGGCUCUCUUUGGCAUCACCUCCAUGAUUACCCUGACGGCCAUCGCCCUGGACCGCUACCUGGUGAUCACACGCCCACUGGCCACCGUCGGGAUGGUGUCCAAGAGGCGGGCGGCGCUUAUCCUGCUGGGCGUCUGGCUCUAUGCCCUGGCUUGGAGUCUGCCGCCCUUCUUUGGCUGGAGUGCCUAUGUGCCCGAGGGGCUGCUGACCUCUUGCUCCUGGGACUACGUGAGCUUCAUGCCAUCGGUCCGCGCCUACACCAUGCUGCUCUUCUGCUUUGUGUUCUUCCUCCCCCUGCUUGUCAUCAUCUACUGCUACAUCUUCAUCUUCAAGGCCAUCCGGGAGACGGGCCAAGCUCUCCAGACUUUCGGGGCCAGCGAGGGUGGUGGUGAGUGCCCCUGGCAACGGCAGCGUCUGCAGAACGAGUGGAAAAUGGCCAAGAUCGAGCUGUUGGUCAUCCUUCUCUUCGUGCUCUCCUGGGCCCCCUACUCCACUGUGGCCCUGAUGGGCUUUGCUGGGUAUGCACAUGUCCUGACGCCCUACAUGAACUCGGUGCCAGCUGUCAUCGCCAAGGCCUCUGCCAUCUACAACCCCAUCAUUUAUGCCAUCACCCACCCCAAGUACAGAAUGGCCAUCGCCCAGCACCUGCCCUGCCUCGGGGUGCUGCUGGGCGUGUCAGCCCAGCGCAAUGGCCUGUACACCAGCUACCGCUCCACCCACCGCUCCACACUGAGCAGCCAGGCCUCGGACCUCAGCUGGAUCUCUGGACGGAGGCGCCAGGUGUCCCUGGGCUCUGAGAGCGAGGUGGGCUGGACAGACACGGAGGCAACAGCUGCUUGGGGGACUGCCCAGCAAGUGAGUGGAUGGUCCCCCUGCGGUCAGGGCCCGGAGGAUGUGGAAGCCAAGGCCCCUCCCAAGUCCCAGGGACAGGAAGCAGAGGCUCCCGGAAAGACCAAGGGGCUGCUCCCCAGCCUGGACCCCAGGAUGUAG
Molecule: messenger RNA, 1470 nt
Organism: Balaenoptera ricei (Rice's whale)
Lineage: Eukaryota; Metazoa; Chordata; Mammalia; Artiodactyla; Balaenopteridae
Gene: OPN4
Product: opsin 4
Exons: 11
Coding region: 1-1470 (489 amino acids)
Biological process (GO): visual perception; G protein-coupled receptor signaling pathway
Cellular component (GO): membrane
Molecular function (GO): G protein-coupled receptor activity
Source: RefSeq, a predicted model, not a curated record